Molecule: messenger RNA, 1933 nt
Organism: Ceratina calcarata
Lineage: Eukaryota; Metazoa; Arthropoda; Insecta; Hymenoptera; Apidae
Product: maltase 1-like
Exons: 1
Coding region: 74-1765 (563 amino acids)
Biological process (GO): carbohydrate metabolic process
Source: RefSeq, a predicted model, not a curated record
AACCGUCAACUUUUUGCCAGUUCGGUUUAUUAUAAAACGGCAGAGAAUAGUUCGGUUGCAUCAGUAAUCCAACAUGUUUCGAUUAACGAUCAUCGCCUGUUUGCUAUAUUUCGGUGCAGUCGCGAACGCGAACUGGUACGAUAACGCCGUCGUGUACCAGGUCUACCCGAGAAGCUUCAAGGACAGUAAUGGGGACGGUAUCGGUGACUUGAACGGUAUCACUAGUAAGUUGGAGCAUAUAGCUGACAUCGGCGCGCAAGUAGUAUGGCUGUCGCCGAUCUACACGAGUCCACAGGUCGAUUUUGGCUACGACAUCGCAAAUUUCACGGACGUCGAUCCGAGUUACGGUACCCUGGCCGAUUUCGACCGGCUCAUAGCCAAGGCUAAGUCCCUCGGGCUUAAAGUGAUACUGGACUUCGUUCCGAACCACAGUUCUCACGAACAUCCUUGGUUCAAGAAGAGUAUCCAAAGGAUCAAGCCCUACGACGAGUAUUACGUCUGGCGGGAUGCCAAGAUCGUGAACGGGACGAGGCAGCCGCCGAACAACUGGCUGAGUAACUUCCAGGGUUCUGCCUGGGAAUGGAACGACGUCAGGAAGCAAUACUACCUGCAUGCGUUCGCCGUCGGUCAACCGGAUCUCAACUACCGCAGUGCGCUCUUGAAUCAGGAGAUCAAGAACGCGUUGACCUUCUGGUUGAACCGUGGCGUCUCUGGUUUCCGUAUCGACGUUAUUAACCAUCUGUUCGAGGAUGCAGGUUUCCGUGAUGAGCCGAGCGCCAACAGGACCGACAUCCCCAAAGACGACUAUGACAGUUUGAUACACAUUUAUACCCAAAAUCUGCAUGAAAGCUACUUGGUUUUGCAGAGCUGGAGGGAACUGUUGGACAAUUUCACGAGCAAAACUAAUACCGAUCAUAAGUUGCUCCUUACGGAAACUUACGCAGCGCAAAAUUACACGAUUAAGUAUUACAGUUACGGUUCGAUCCCGUUCAACUUCAUGUUCAUUGUGAAUUUAAACAAUCAAUCGACCGCUGCGGAUUUCGCGACAAAGAUCAACGAUUGGAUCGACGCUAUACCAAGCGGGCACGUGGCUGACUGGGUCGUGGACAAUCACGACAAUCAUCGCGUGGCCGCAAGAUUCGGCACUAAACGGGCUGAUCAGAUCACGAUGCUGUCGAUGAUGCUGCCCGGCAUCUCAGUUGUUUAUUAUGGCGACGAAAUUGGGAUGGAGGACAGAUUUUUCACGUAUGAGGAGACCGUCGAUACGGCUGGCUGCAACGCCGGUCCGGAAAGGUACUAUUUGAAGUCCAGAGACCCUGCGAGGACACCGUUCCAAUGGGACAACACUACCAGCGCUGGGUUCUCCACUAGUCCAAAAACUUGGCUGCCGGUUAACUCUAAUUAUAAAACGUUGAACCUGGCCGCGCAAAAGGUGGCCGAAGUUUCUCAUUACAAAGUAUUCAAGGCAAUGGUCGCUCUUAAAAAUAGCAGCGUGCUCACGAAGGGAAGUGCAGAAGUCUCCGUCUUGAAGAACAAGGUUCUGGCGGUCGUUCGUCAAUUGGGACGGAAAUACGCUUUGCUGCUCACUAACGUCUCCAACUUGCCUGUCACUGUAAAUAUUAAAACCACUUUGGAUCUUCCCAACGAUACUAUCCUUCAGGUUUAUACAGCAAGCAUUGGUUCGGACAUUUCUCCUGGUUCGUUGGUCUUCGGAAACGCUGUGACUGUUCCUGGAUCUGCAUCUAUUGUGGUCAUUGCCGCUUAAUCAGAUCAUAAUUGAAAUUGUUCGAACGACCGGCUCAGCCGAGCGCGAGUUUGUCUGCUAGGCUUGCUAUCGCCACCAUCGUUUUUUAAUAAAUAGAGUGGUAGAUAAAAUGUUAAAUAUUAUUUUUGCUAACACGUGUGAUAAUGACGAAUUAUAUUAUAUAUGUGA